AGUAAAUUGGUUGCGGUCUACAUUACCCAUAAGGCAACGCUACAACCCCGGAAGCCCUUUUCGUUCUUUCCGCUGUUGCUGAAAUCCCUUUUGGAUUUACACCGGCGGCCAACAUGGCAGCCCUCAGACCCCUAACAAAACCCAAGAUUGUCAAAAAGCGAACAAAGAAAUUUAUUCGCCACCAGUCUGAUCGAUAUGUCAAGCUUGCGAAAAACUGGCGCAAACCCAGAGGUAUUGACAACAGGGUCCGCAGGAGGUUCAAGGGCCAGAUGUUAAUGCCCAACAUCGGUUAUGGUAGCAACAAGAAGACCAAGUUCAUGCUGCCAACUGGUUUCAAAAAGUUCCUUGUGCACAAUGUCAAGGAGCUCGAGGUCCUGAUGAUGAGCAACAAGACUCACUGCGCUGAAAUCGCCCACAACGUCUCCUCAAAGAACAGGAAGCUGAUUGUGGAGAGAGCGGCUCAGCUGGCAAUCAAGGUCACCAAUCCCAACGCCCGGCUCAGGAGCGAGGAGAACGAAUAAACUGGUUCACAAUAAAUUCUUUAAAAUCAAA
Molecule: messenger RNA, 552 nt
Organism: Nothobranchius furzeri (turquoise killifish)
Lineage: Eukaryota; Metazoa; Chordata; Actinopteri; Cyprinodontiformes; Nothobranchiidae
Gene: rpl32
Product: ribosomal protein L32
Biological process (GO): translation
Cellular component (GO): ribosome; cytosolic large ribosomal subunit
Molecular function (GO): structural constituent of ribosome
Source: RefSeq, a predicted model, not a curated record